AUGGUCAUCACGAACACCCUGGGCGCGAAUGAGGUCGAAUUCGAUUUCGUGAUUGUCGGUGGCGGCACGGCUGGCUGUGUUAUCGCGUCUAGACUCGCAGAGGAGCUCCCCAACAAGCGAAUCAUUGUUAUCGAAGCUGGUCCCAGCGACUGGCAGGACGAGAACAUCCUGCAACUCAAGAAUCUGCUCAACCUGCUAGGUGGCGAUUAUGACUAUAAUUACACUUUGACGGAACAAGAGUUUGGCAACAGUCACAUUGUUCACUCGCGCGCGAAGGUCCUUGGCGGUUGCUCGAGCCACAACGGCGGAAUCGCAAUGCACCCUUGGGAAUACGAUUGCAAAAAAUGGGCCGAAGCAGGUGUUGAAGGUUGGUCCUUCGAGACCUUAUCACGGCUUGUCAAGAAACUGCGAAACACCAUCAAUCAGAUUCCAGACGGCCAGCGCAAACCCCUUGUCGACGACUGGAUCGAGUCCGCCUCAAAGGCGCUGAGCAUUCCUGUGACUAAAGACUUCAACUCGGAAGUUCUGUCACCUGACAGAAUGACCGCCGGUGCUGUUGGAUAUCUGCCAGUCACUUACGACCCCGACAAUGGCCAUAGGUCCAGCGCGAGUGUGGCAUACAUCCAUCCGAUUAUCAAAGGAGACGAGAAGCGACCUAACUUGAAGAUCCUGACCAAUGCGUGGGCCAACAAGAUCAAUGUCGUGAAGGAUACUGCUGCUGGAGUUGAUGUUACACUGCAGUCAGGGCAGCGAAUCACCAUCUCCGCGAAGGGCGAGACGAUCCUCUGCGCUGGCAGCAUCGAUACGCCCAGACUCAUGCUCUUAUCAGGCCUCGGACCCAGGAAGGACCUGGAAAUUGUGGACAUCCCCGUGGUGAGAGAUAUUCCCGGCGUGGGCGAGAACCUCAUGGACCACCCGGAGACGAUCAUCGCCUGGGAGAUGAAUGAGCAGAUCCCCCCGCAGACAGCGAUGCAUUCCGAUGCCGCCGUUCUUGUCCGCCGCGAGCCGGCAAACGCUGCAGGGGACGACGGCACGUUGCCCGAUAUGAUGAUGCACAUCUUUACUGUUCCUUUUGACACCAAUCUGAAGCGGCUGGGGUACACUUCAGAGCAGCCGAAGACGCCGUUCAGCGUCGCCCCUAACAUUCCGCGGUCUCGAUCGCGAGAGGGCUACGAUGGGGCGUCCGUUGUGUGGGGGUUGAAGGCUGCACGGAAGAUUGCGGACGAGUCGCCAUUUAAGGGGUGGAUCAAGCGGGAGUUUGCGCCUGGCCCGGCUAUUCAGAGCGACAACGAACUUUCGGAGUAUGGUCGAAAGGCGGGAAACACGGUUUUCCACCCGUGUGGCACGACCAAGAUGGGAAACAUUCAAACGGAUCCACUGGCAGUAGUUGAUUCGGAGCUCAGGGUCAAGGGCAUCAAGAAGUUCCGGAUUGCAGAUGCGGGAGUCUUCCCGCUUAUUCCCACGGUUAAUCUCAUGUUGACGGUUCUGGCUGUGGGGGAGAGAGCGGCGGAGAUGAUCGUGGCGGAUGCCAUCAUGCAAACUGGAGAAGUUCUUCAUGAUUCACGCUUGUAA
Molecule: messenger RNA, 1572 nt
Organism: Colletotrichum aenigma
Lineage: Eukaryota; Fungi; Ascomycota; Sordariomycetes; Glomerellales; Glomerellaceae
Gene: codA-1
Product: Choline oxidase
Exons: 3
Coding region: 1-1572 (523 amino acids)
Molecular function (GO): flavin adenine dinucleotide binding; oxidoreductase activity, acting on CH-OH group of donors
Source: RefSeq, a predicted model, not a curated record